This is a messenger RNA of Vitrella brassicaformis, 2753 nucleotides long. NCBI's taxonomy places the organism in Eukaryota, Vitrellaceae. The record is from the annotation of a GenBank genome assembly.
GCAGAAGCUCGGAUGGAGAGAGGGAGUCCUGGGCGUGGGACGCCCCAGAAUCAGUGCAUAGGAGGCUCUCGGCUUGGAGGGGGAGGAGGUCACCUCGUUCCAGGUGAGUGAGGGCAAAAGACGUGAAUCUCGUGCCAUUUGCAGUGUGGAUGUCGCACCUGUCAGACGUGUCGCCGCCAGAGACGCCGCAACCGCCACAGGGAGGAGACCUCGGCUAUGUGGUCCCGACAGAGGGUGAGAUCCACGUGAGCAGGUCGUUCUGCAUGCAUGCAUCCCUCUUCCAUUGAUUGACGCCCAUGCAGGUCAGCUGGGGGCGUUGCAGCGUCACAAGAUGUUCUUCGCCGCCAACCCCCACCUCAAGGACCACCACGCCGAGAAUGGCCGCCUCACCAUCCCUCUGGACGGAGAGGACGACCUCGCCCUCCAGUCCGACCGGCAGGCGCCCGUUGAAGACUACGUCGACAUGGAUGGGGAGAGGGUGGUCUUGUACGACAAUUCUUGUCCGUACAAGGCCAUCAACAACCUGCUCGGGUCGACGGGAGGGGACAGGCUGCCCAACCACCUCUUUCAUGACGCGCCCGGGCAGCAGAAGGAGAUUGGCGAAUGCGGCGAGUACAUCAACCUCGCCACCGACUACCACGCCAUACGUCUGGCUCAGGUGCUAAGAGGGAGGGAGGGAUGUGUGGCUUUCUCGGGAUUCAUUCAUUGGGUCCCUCCCUGUGUCGUGUAUUUUGGUGCAGGUGAAGGGGGAUACUAUGGAGGAGCGCGUAGUCCUGCUGGGCAGCAUGUCGGCCGGGGAGGUGUGUGGGGUGCUGGCGACCACAGAAGUCGCCCUCAUGGGCAACGGCCGCCCCACCGAGACGCACAUCCAGGCCAUCCGACUGCUCGGCGACGGCCUGUGGGCGGACAUGGAGACCAUCACCGAGGUGGCCCCCCCCCAGGCCGUCAUGUCGAACCAGGACGUGGUCGAGCUGCUGAUGCGCGACCAGCCCCACCGGGAGGCCGUCCAGCAGCGCACCCCAUACGCGUACAUGUACCACGAUGUGCUCGUAGUCUUCCGGUCUGACGUGGCGCGGGACACGGCGGCCAACCCGGUGCCUGCACCCAACCCCAUCGCCAUGAUCGCUGACGACGAACACGGCCAUCAGGGGCAGCAGGGGGCGCAGGCUGCGGCGGCGUGGGCCGUAUUGCUGGUGUUGCUCAUGGCCAUCCAGGCAGCGGGUGGUCAGGGCGACGGCGGUGGUGCUGGUGCUGGUGCUGGUGCUGGUGCUGGGGGAAAGGGAGGCGGGAAGAGGAAGAGGGAAAACGACGAGGGCGGCGCACACGAUGGCGAGGCUGAUGACGACGAGCCGCUGGCGCAGCGCCGCAGGCGUCUCAAGCGCCGCGUGGCUCGCCCACAGCCGCACGACGGGUGAGUGAAUCCAUCUAUCCAUCCAUCCAUGCAUGCGGCAAUGGAUCCAUUCAUGCGUUCCUUCACGCACACAUCGGCUGUGUGAUGUUUGUGUCUGUUUUCUUCGUGUAGGGUGCCCGACGUUGAGAUGGCUGACGCACCGUAGCAGCAGCCCCCCUACUGGGAGCGACCCUUGGCCUAUCGCCAGGUCCAAGGGCUCUGGGCCGGCAGACUCCGGGCGCGCCGAUGAGUGAGUGAGGGUGUGAAUGUGGGACUGCCGGUGUUAUGUGGGUGGUCUGGGGCUGAGAUGCUGCAUUUGAUGCCGCGGUGUCUCUCAAUAUGCGUGUGUGUCUCGUAUGUAUGCACGUGUGUCCCGUAUGUAUGUGUGUAUGUAGCCAUCCCGCCCGCCCCAUCCCCCCCCACCCCAGCCAAUCAGACCAUGUGAAUGGCGGCAUUUCUGGUGGCCAUUCUAGCCAACUCCAUCUUACAUACUAGCGAUCCCCACGCACACUCUGAGACACAGUCAGACAGAGAGAGAGAGAGAGAGACAAGGGCUGAUCGGUCAGUCGGACGGACGGACGGACAGAUGGACGGAUGGAUGGAUGGAUGGUUGGAUAGAUGGGUGGGUGCCACGUGGGUGUCGCGUCGGGGCUCAUGUUUUCUUUUGUCCGCUGGUUGUCGGUCGACUCACGGAUGGAUGUCUUACUUUUUUGUUAUCAUUGGGGUGUUAUCUUUGCCGCCAACAAUGGAUUACAUAUGUAUCAUGGUGCUGUGUUUCUUUUGACCCGUCCUCUUUCCUUCCGGUGUGUGCCUGUGUGUGCAGUGGUGGCCGUAUUCUUUGUGAGGGAUUGGGGGAGUGAGGUGUGGGUGUGUGUGCACAGGCAGGAAACGAACGGGCAUGAGAGAGAUGCAUACUGCAGACAGACAUUGGCGUGCACGUGCCGUGAUGGAUGGAUGGAUGCAGAAUGCAUGCAGGAAGGAAGCAAGGUGACUGACACAAACCCCCGAUCUCUCACCCACCCUCUCUACCCAUGUACCACUUGGCCGGCCGCUGCACUCACUGCCCUCACACCUCUCAGUCCCUCUCCUUUGCUUUCGUCCGGUUGGUCGCCUGUUGGUUGGGGUUUCGUUUUGCGUUUUUGUCGUCCGUCCAUCGAUUCCUUUUUCGGCGUGUGUGUGUUGGAAGAACUAUGGGGUGGUGUGGGAUGUGUGAGUGUGCGGAACGGAUGGAUGGCUCUCGUGUGUACCCCUCUUCUUUUACUUUGUCUGUCGACUCCGGGUGUGGUCUUUUCUUCGCUGCCGUGUAACUUCGUUGGACCCGUCUUGCUUUUGCGGCGUGUUUGUAUGUGUGUGUCUGUCUGUG